GUGGAGAAAGGCGGGAAACUUGUAGCUCGAAAUCGAACGCAGUGGGGUGGAGGAUUUCUGCGUUUACUGGCCAGACACGGGGGGUGACGGGUGACGUGUGUUCGUAUAUUGCAUCUGUCCGUCAGAAGCGAGUGGAACUCGUUGACGAAACGACCCAUGUAACGACGAAACACCUGAUGUAACAUUUAUAUAUUGAUACCUGCCCUCAAACAAAAAUGUUUCGCGCUCGAACGACGAUAGAACAGAAACGGAUUUUGUGCGGCAAAGUGAAAGGACUGGAGCAUGCCGAGUGUCGAAAUUGUGAUUAAUUAUUUUUUUUUUAACGUUUCAACGAGUUUGUGAUUAAAAUUGAAUAUUGUGCUGUAAACAAAAGUGGAUCAAUAUUUUUUUAGUAUACAAAAGGUGUUUGAACUUAAAGGAUAUUCGAGGAGAAUCGCUAUUAAUCUAAUCUCGUCGACGGACAGUUCCAUUGUUGCAAAAAGUUACUGAAUUUUUUAAAUGAUACCGGGGGUCGAAAAUCCGAUAAAUGUCGUCGUAUGUUAUUGAGUUGAAAAAAUAGUCGGUGAUAAUUCUAAAAAAGUGCUGUAUGUCAAACGAUUUUUCGUACACGUGAGGAGGUGUUUCUGUUUUUUUUUUGCUUCAACUGCACUUCCGUUCCUCGUGGUGAAUUAUGGGAACGACUGGAGGAAAUUUUCAAAGUGCGAUACUAUCGUCGCAUUCAAAAAUUUCGGCAUGGACUCCCGCAGAUUUGGGUUCGUCCCGGAGAUUGAAAAACUCGAGGAAUCGGGGAUGAUGAUAUAACGAGAUUUUUCUGGGGCCAGGGGGGCUGGCUGGAGAAUACAUUGUUAAAACGAAAAUUCCAAGGGGAAAAUUAAAUUGAUUGAAAAUAAAGAAGACAACAAAUAAAUUAAUAACCCAGAAGAAAACAAUAACGCAGACUCAUGACGUCGAACGAUUUCGAGAUGAACAAGAUUCCAAAACUACGCAACAGAACAUUCCUCACUCUUAUAUUGGGACUUGUGGGAUUUACAUUCUUUGCGUAUUAUCGUACCAGUGUCAAUGAGGUACGACCUUUGGUAGCAGAACGACUCAGCGAUCGUACGGCUGCGCCGGAUGUGCCGAACGAGGCAUUGCGUGUAACGGCGGAAGGGACAACGGCGUUAGUUCAUUCCUCAGUGAAUUCGAGUUCAGAGUCAUCUGGACAAAGUACAAAUAUUCAACAUGCGCCUAACGUAUCCACCAGUCUUGCACGCUCUCAGUCAGAACUUUCUCCUCAGACUUCACUGAGCUCCGCGAAUCCUCAAAGCUCAGGCAACAAUGAAACGACCGGAAGUCAACGCGUUGUAAAAGUAGCGCAGGUUGUUUCUUCGACAAGCGCUACCAAUGUUACAACUACGUCGACGACAAAAGCCAUGCCAACGGACAGGGAUACAGCCAGAGGGAUGUAUCAGAUGGGCCACGACGUGACAGCCUCUGAUCAAUGUCCCAACAAUGGGAAGCACAUGGAGCUUGUGAUCACAAUUGCAUCUGCGCCGAGUCACAUAGAGGCAAGAACAGCGGUGAGACAAACUUGGGGACAUUUUGGACAGAGACGAGACAUAGCAAUUGUAUUUAUGCUGGGUAAAAGCAGGGAUGCAAAAUUGGAGAAAUCACUGAAAUUCGAGGAAAACCUUUACGGUGAUAUCGUACGUGGACGCUACUACGAUUCGUACACGAAUUUAACGUUGAAAACAAUCUCGAGCCUCGAAUGGGUAAGCAGUCACUGCGGCGAGGCAAGAUUUAUGCUCAAAACCGACGACGACAUGUUCAUCAACGUGCCCCGACUGUUAUCCUUCAUUCACAAACACGCCAAGGAGAAAAACGUGAUAUUUGGUAGACUCGCUAAAAAGUGGAAACCUUUUAGAAACAAAAAGAGCAAAUAUUACGUUCCGUUGAUGCAGUACAAACCGGCGGUCUUUCCAGACUUUACAACUGGACCGGCUUAUCUCAUGUCACGCGACGUCGUUGAAAAACUCUACGUAACCGCUCUCGAUCAGACUUAUCUCAAACUGGAAGAUGUUUUCACGACCGGUAUCGUCGCUGAAAAACUCUCCAUCAGGAGAUCACACGCCAAUGAAUUUUUGAACACGAGAAUAUCCCACACCGCAUGCAACGUUCAACGCGGUAUCAGUAUACACAUGGUCAAGUACAAAGAACAAUUUGAUCUUUGGAAAAAACUUCUCGAUGGCACGAGCAAGUGUAAAUAGCGAGUCGCGAUCUAGAAUUUUUGGCGAACACUUUGUUCCUGCUCUUUCCAAUCCAAUGAUUUUUCUAUCUUCACUUUUGUGAUGAAACUUUUUUAAAGUGACAUUGAAGCAUGCGUCGUUGGAAUGCAAUAAAACGUUCCACUUUCUCAGCCACUUCCCAAAAUUUGUCGUUCCAUUCGUUCUACCAAAAAAUAAACCAACAAAGCAUAGUCAUUUGACUUAAGAAAAAUGAGAAAAAUAAACGAAAAUCACUCUCGUUACGCUACGACGAUGCAAACUUCAAUUUCAUCUUUUGAAUGACGGUUUCUCGUUCCGAAAAUACCACGUGAAUCGAGGCUGAGAUUGUCGAGGGAACACUUUCUUUAACUUCAAUUUUUGAAAAUGAGGAUUGUCAGAUUUCUCGUGUUAUCCCAAAACUCAAAAACCUUUUUCCAUCGUCGCUUCGUAAAUUGCGUCGUAAGUAUGAAGAGACGUAUAAAAAGGGGCGGAAAUAAAUCGAUAAGAGAUAAGGCUGUCGAUAUUAAUGCAUCGAACGAUAGAUAAAGUAUUGUUUCCAGCACACCAUUUUAACACUCUCCAUUCAUUAUCAAUACGAACAUUUCUUUCAAAACAAUGAAGCUUCCAAAGCUAUCGAAAAAAAUGUAAAAAACGAAGGUGUCUUGAUAUCCUGUGUAAAAAAUAACCAAUAUCCAAAUGUCCUUAAUUAAAAAAGUGACUUCGUCGUAUUUUCAUCGCUUUUGUUUACAGGUGAAACGAGAUAACGUUCGCGAGAAAAUUCGUGCCUAAGUCAAAAUUGAAAAUCGUACAAUAAUAAAUUUUCAGUAUUUCUGACAUCGUUAUCAAUUUGAUAUAAAUUAUCAAAACUGUCAGAAAAAACGAGUCGCUGGAAUUCUAUGGCGAGAAGCACGAAAAUCACCACAUAAAAUAGGCUCCCUGACGAUCUCAGUAACAAGAUUCACACUGAACUAUCGCGAUACGUGUCAGUGAUACUUUAUACAUAAUCGAAACAAGCAAAGAAAAAAGACGUAGAUUUAGGAAUGGAAAAAAAGCAAGAAAACUAAUGAGCUGUACGUAAUUAAUAUCAAUUAGAGAAAGGUGGCCAUAGACUAUUUCGAGAUUGGUAAAUCGAUGUUCCAGACUCGUGUUAACUGUAUUUUUUACGAGGGAGCGUUAGAAACGCUCGGAGCGAUCGCCACGCGAUUAAGUAAGAGUAAAAUCAGGAAAAAACGGUGUCUCGGAAAAUUCCGUGAAGGAGACACAACUUGUAAACGAACUGGCGACGAGCAUAAAAACUGGGGAAUGACAAAGCUUCGUUAAUUACUAUCGUUUAGUAGUGCCAUAAUGAGUAGAAUAAAUUAAAAUUCCAAGGAAUAUCCGCCUUGUAAAAUUGUGGAUGACACAAUCCAUGGUCAAUGAUCGCUCUCUCGUGUAAUGUUGAAAUUCAGACGUUUAUUUUUCACCAAAAAUUAUGAAAAUUUUAGCUUUAUUUCGUUCUCCAAAGUCGCCAUUUUAAAAAUUUUUUAUUCAAGGCUCAAUUAUUUCAUGUGCUAUGAAAGGGAGAGAGAGAGAGAGAGAGAAGAAAAGUUGUCGAGACACUCGCCACACUAUCCUUGACACAUUUGUUACCUUUUUUUCCUCAAUUUCAUUUCGAUCGCACGGAUGCUGCUGAAGAAAAAUGGAAAAUAACGCUUAAUCCACGGCGCAUUUAUACAUAUAUAAAUAUUCGAAAAGAAGAAAAAAAAAAGAAAAAAACGAAAACCACGAUAUGAAAAAUCGUCGUACCGGUGCCUACACCCUUCGCUCGGGUCCACCAUAUUUUAAGCUAUUUUAGAUCUAAAAAUGCGUCAAUAUUAUAAAUACCUAAACGUAAGUUACGUUGUAAACUCCGCCUUCGAUUUUACCUCCAUCUAUUUAGUCGAAGACACUGUUUUUUUUAAUUAUAUAUUUAUAAAUACGUGUAUCCGGAGAUAUCGAGGCUCAAGAGCUGCGUGUAAAUAACGUUGUAUCAACUAUGUACUUAUUAUCGAGACUUUAAAUACGAAAUAUUAUACAGUAUUGUUAAGAUAAGCUCCUCGCUGAAUAUCCAAGAUGCACUGCGUGAUAAUGUACUUAAAAAUGCGCCGAACUACGGAAAACAAAAAAAAAGGAAGAAAAAAAAGAUAUUCAUCAUAGUCCGAAAACGAUUCGUUGAAACGCUUGAUUUUCGUAUCGAAAGACAUUUUUUUUAAUAUCAAUCAUUUAACAUCGUUAUUUUUGGACUUGAUUUUUUCAUUCGCCGGGCUAAUUAUUUUUACAUCAUGAGAUUUUAUUUUUUGAGCUACUGUCGAUCAAGAAUUGUCGAUUUAUCGACGCUAUAAGAUAACGGUUUACCUUUUUAUUAUUCUUUAUUUUCUCAAUGAAAAAUCGGCUUCGAUUGAUAACUUGCGAAGAAGAAUACAGAUCUUGAGUAUUCGUAUGAAAGUCAAUUAAAUUCGAGCGUUAUGCGAAUCGAGGAAGUUCGAGGGGGGUAGAACACAAAAUGAAGAUUGAAUCUGACUUUGUUUUUGUAAGAAAAAGUGAAAAUUCUCGAACUCAGUGUUAGUUACUCAGAGUCGAAAUAUUUUUUCUCGCAGCAAUGAUUUUAGAUCUAAAUCGUUUUAUUAAUUCUAUUGAUUUAUAUUCCUAUUCUUUAAAAUCUUUUAUUUCUUAAUUUACUCCAAUAUCUCCAUGUCCAAAGAUUGAGUACGAGCGAGUAAAGUGUUUUACCGAUUUAUUGUAACGAUAAAUGUUAGCGGAUGGAUUUCCAGAAUAUUAUACUGCGAGGAUCCGUUGAAAAAUAUCAAAUUCUUUCCACUUAUUCAUUUAUUGGACUGACUACGUACUUCGUUACAUUGUAAAACUAUUAAUUGUACCAUCUCUACAAAACACUCUCGAUAUUUAACGAAAGACUUGUACGAGACCUUAAUUUAAAGACCUAAUAUAUAUACACACGUACGAUUGAUAAAA
Molecule: messenger RNA, 5231 nt
Organism: Venturia canescens
Lineage: Eukaryota; Metazoa; Arthropoda; Insecta; Hymenoptera; Ichneumonidae
Product: beta-1,3-galactosyltransferase 5-like
Exons: 2
Coding region: 942-2246 (434 amino acids)
Cellular component (GO): Golgi membrane
Molecular function (GO): hexosyltransferase activity
Source: RefSeq, a predicted model, not a curated record